Pogona vitticeps (central bearded dragon) is the source of this 5680-nucleotide messenger RNA. The record is from RefSeq and is a predicted model, not a curated record. NCBI's taxonomy places the organism in Eukaryota, Metazoa, Chordata, Lepidosauria, Squamata, Agamidae.
CCAUUGUUAGGACCUCAUGAGAAAGCUAGCCAGGCCCUUGGCCUGAUUCAGACUGGCUCUUACUCAUUGUUUGUUUCUGCAUGCUGUUGCUUCUGUUCUGAGUUCGCCUUCAUUCAGUAGGCCUCUGCCAAGGGGAAGUCUUUGUCUUUCCGUUGAAGAAUUUGGGAACUGGCUGCUACUACAUCUCUACAAACAUCCAAGCCUGGAGGAGCUCAAGACGGUGUUCGUGGCCCUCCUGAUUUUUCUCUUCACAACAACCCUGUGAGGUCCCAGAGAAAAACUUAUGCCCAGCUGCUGUGACAUAGCAAUGACCUCCAUUUCACCACUGCCUGAUGGAGAUGAUGGGGCAGAACAUUGCAUUCUAACAUUUGCGGACCUGGAGCUGAAAGACCAUGUUCCGUUACCAGCCAGAAGCCACCUCAAAGCUGAAUUAGAUGCUCAUGCCAGAAAGAAGUAUGCAUAUGCAAAGAAGAAGGCAUUUGCGCUCUUUGUUAAAGCCAAGGAAGUUGCAGCUGACACAUGCUGUCCAAUGUCUGCUUUCCAAGGAGGCAUUUCCUGGAAAUGCUGCCAACAGACCUUCAGAGACCUGACUAGCAUUCACCGGCACGUAGCUAUCCAGCAUUCAGGAGAUAUGGGGCAGCAGACAUGUAUGAUCUUAAAGCAGAUGGCAGGACAUGACAACAUUACAACUUGUCCUGUUUCUGGCGAUGAAAUGCUGAGACCCAGCAAGCCCCUGCAGCACGAUCAGGAGAUGUUUCACAAACUCCCAGACACAAGCCACGUUGAUGCUGGUGAAAUGACCAGUGAGGCUGGGAAAGUUCUGCUUUAUUAUUGUUACUGUGAGGUGGCAGAUCCUGAGGGACUCUGUGCAUGGCAGAAGGCCUUAUGUCGACACCUGCAUCUCACCGGCAAGAUUCGAAUAGCUUCUGAAGGAAUUAAUGGAACUGUUGGUGGGAGCAAGAUAGCAACUAGCCUUUAUAUGGAUGCAAUGCUGUCUCACCCCCUCUUUAAAGGGACUUUGAUGAGGGAUGAUUUUAAGACAAGUAAAGGAGGAGCUCAUUGUUUCCCAGACCUUCGAAUUGGCGUCUUUGAAGAAAUAGUACCCAUGGGAAUUAACCCAAAUGAAGUCUCUUACAAAGAAAGUGGAAUUCAUUUGACUCCUAAGGAGUUUCAUAUAGAAGUUGAGAAAUAUCUCUCCCAGGGUAGCAAAGGACAAGCAGAGACCCUUCUGUUGGACUGCAGGAACUUCUAUGAAAGUAAAAUAGGACAUUUCCAAGGCUGUUUGGCUCCAGACAUCAGGAAAUUCAGCUACUUCCCCACCUAUGUAGAUGAGAACUUGCACCUUUUCAGAGGCAAACGAGUGCUGAUGUACUGCACAGGUGGAAUCCGUUGCGAGCGGGCCUCAGCCUACCUCAUGUCCAAGGGGGUGUGCAAAGGAGUGUACCAUCUGAAGGGUGGCAUCCACAAAUACCUGGAAGAAUUUCCAGAUGGGUUCUACCGAGGGAAGCUCUUUGUCUUUGAUGAACGUUAUACCAUCUCCUCCAAUGGUGAUGUGAUUUCAGCUUGCCGUUACUGUGGGACACUCUGGGACCAGUACCGACUGUGCUCCACUGAGCCUUGCCGCCAGCUCGUCUUGACAUGCUCAAAGUGCCAGCUGAAAGGAUUCACAGCCUGCUGCCCCCUGUGCCAGGAGAAAGGCCUUGCCUUGGCUACAACUCCUUCCAGGCAAGCCUUCAAGGAAGAGUGUGAGUGCACAAGCACACGGCGGCAAGUACCAGUGGAACGUGUUUAACGGAGAGCCAGGGAGCAAGAGUCUCCGUUUGUGGACAUUUGCUUGCGGGACGGAGGGCAGUUGCUAGAUACACUGCAGUGGCAUUUGGGGCAACUAGUUCCAGUAGACAGCUUAGCAGACCUCCAGUUCAGGCUGUAGUCAGGGCUUCACUGCAAUGCUGACUUCCUCUUAAAAGUCAAUGACUGCUGUGUGCAAAGCAUAUAGGACUUCCAUGGUGCUACAGAAGAGUUCCUUGAGUGAGAUGAUCACUUCUCCACUUACACUGUGACCCAGAGUCCAAAGAGCAAGUAUCACUACUCUACACAUCAAAGCGGGGGCAAAAGUGCAGUGCAACAAAGCAAUGCGUUACCAUAAAUGAGUUUCCAGAAUGGAAAAAGUGCAAGAAGUGCAGGUAGACAUAUAUGCAAACUGAGAAACCACAGGCCACUAUAAAGGCAGACUGAAUCUGUACAGUGUGCUUUCUGUAGUCAAGGGUACCAUGUUAAGUGCUCAAUGACCAUAGUUUUAUAAGGCAGCCAGGAAACAAGCUUAAAAUACCUUAAAUGAACAUUUUCCAGAUUUUAAAAUGUUUUCAAAAGCAGAAAUCUGGAAUAUACUCUGUAUGCCUAGUCAACAGCUACAUUUCCUGGAGAGCCAUUUUAAGAAAGGUAUCAAAUGGUUGAAAGUACCCUUGCAUCUGGUAGGAGCUUUUAAUAGCAGAGAUGGCACUGCAUUUCCUUCCCAUCUUUUGCUCUGGGUUAUCAGGCAAGGGAGAGGUAGCAUCCUCAGGGGCCCCUUGUUACUCAUCUUAACUGCAAAUAUAUGCAUACAAAUAGCAAUACUCUUGAGCAGUGAAAGGGAUUUUGUGAUCUAUGGCAGGUAAGCUAAGUCACAGUUUCUUGUCUUGCAAAAAAACAGUUAUAAGGGUGAGGAUCUGUGCCUUAAAAUCAAUGAUAAUUUCUUCCUCAGAGAGCAGAAGGGCUUUGCAAGAAGACCCCAUUGUUUGUGGUAUAUAGUUUGGUUUGGCAGUUUUUUUAUUCCGCUUCAAAACUCUGCUACUGUUGUUUGAGCAGAGGUGAAAGUGAAAUAGAAGACACAAUGGGGAUGCAAAUCCUCUCUCAAGCCCCUUUCUCUUUUUUUUCCAGACUGGACAAUGUGUGUUUUCUUGUUGAGAUGAAAAUAGUUUCAACUAUUUAUUAGCUAGCUCCCCUCUGCCCCUUCUGCUUUUUAUUUUGUUUCCAACUGGCUGAUAAUGUGUAGAACUCGGUUUUUCCAGAGUUCAUGAUGUGAGAAGUUAACAAAUCUCCUUCGCUCAUCAAGAGCAAGUACAUUUCUAUAUGCUGGGAGGACUCACCACCCUGCUGCAGGCUCAGGACAACAUGAGGUCACUCGCUACAGCAGGGCUGACCCUUCUCACCCACCCUCCUGCAAUACACAUGCACACAGCUAAAAAUAAGAGUUUGUCCUCAGAGAUGCUGGCCCUUAAAAUGCAUCCCAUGUUUGGCAUUGCAUCACACACUAGGUUCACCCUUGCCCUUUGGAGAAGGGCAAAAGCCUAAAGUGGCUUCUGUUGCCAACCAAAAAUGUGUAGAUCCUUGGGGGUGUGGCAUCAGUGCAUUCAGACUGUUACCACUGCACAUCUUUGAGCUACAAAAUACCCAUGCAGCCACUGUUAAGUCACCUCUCUCAAUUUUUGUUUAAUGACUAAAUAAUGGGUAAGCAUGGCAAUUAAAUCUGACAGGCUAUGCUCAUGAUGUAUUUUUUCCUCUACAGUCCUGUACACUGUGUGCGUGUAUAUGUGUGUUGAAAUUCAGAAGGUAAUAAUUCAAAGGCAUGCCACCUCUUGCAAAGCAACACAGCUGUCCCUUGCUAACUGCAGUUGCAUAUGAGACUAAAGGCUGUACUUUCCCAUUUCCAGUGGCAGACACAGAUUGCUAAAUAGGAUCCCCAGUGGCUGCUGCUAGGGCUUCACAAUCCUGCUUCAUUCUUUGCCCCUUUGCUACACCUCUGUCUUAAGGCAGAAACAGAAUGAUCUAAGAUAGUAAGAACUACGCAAUAAAUGACACAAAAGAAAUAAGGCUUAUUGUUGCCUGAUUUAUAUAUGUUGCAGAGUCCAACUGUCCUUGGUCCAAAAUUUUUAUUUGUGGUGGAACAAAGUUUGCACAACCCUGGAUUAGAUGAGAGGCUGUUCAGAAAUUUAACAAAAUUUCCCUGUUUUUUGAUGGCCAGUGAAUUUAGCCACAAUAUACCUCUGAGAACUCUUCAAAAUGUAGGCAAAAUAGGGGGAAAUAAUGCAGAUAUAUAAUCUACGCACAUCAGUUUAUAUGUAUAGAUAUAAAACUGACUGGUGACUCUGCAAUUGCAUGCAAAACUUUAGAUUUCUAAAUGUAAAAAUGGGAAGAAUGUUUUAUCAGCAGCUACUUCAGCGGCACAUUAGCUAGAGUGACAUGACUGAAUGCAGAGGUCAGAAAACCACACGCUUCAGUCAAGUUCUUAAAAGUGGUACUUUAUUAAGGCAUCGUUUACAAACAACACAGUAGUAGGAGGCAGGGGUCAACCCACCAGGCAUCAGUGCAGUCUCUAUUCACUGAAACAAAUUGCACAGGUUUUAUACCAUGUAUAGAUCUGUUGCCUAGCAAUAAGCACUUAAUGGCUGAAAUCCUGUUGCUUAGCACUAGAAGUGGUCCACUGAAUCAUUGGGCAUUUGGAGAGUCAAUGCCUCUGUAAUUUCCAUGGAUUCAAGUAGGCCUACUCUUGUUGCAACUUAUGUAAGUCAUAACUAAGGUAGGCCUGCUGAAUCAGUAGAGUUUAUGGAGAAGUUGACUCACCAAAUCCCUACUGAUUCAAUGGGUUUUCUCUAGUGUGACUUACCACAUGAAGCAAUAAGAUUUCAGCCAGUGGACUGCAUCUACUGGCUAUAAGCCAAGCUCUACGGGUCUAAUAGUGCCAUUAAUGUGUAUGCAGAUUUCUUAACCUUGCCACAUAAUCCAUAUUCCACAUUUAUUGGCACUCUGUCCCCCACUAUUUAUGGGAAGGGCAGGCUAUGGACGCUCUCAAUGUGGGGAAAGGGAUUUUUGCCUUCAGGCAGAUGCUUCCUUCGAGCAUGACUGUCAGGAUAGCAAAGAAUUCAUAUUGGCACCUAGGAAGAAUGGAGCCUAUAGUUUGCAAUGCUGCCUCCAAAUUUCCCAGCCAAGAUCAUGCCUCUGCACAACCCCCUGCAAUGUGCAGAGGUCUUUGCAGAAAAGUAUAUGGGGGAAGGGUUGUGCACCUUGAGAGCAUCUAGUCUCCAAACCAUUAGUGGUGGUGGUGGGGUCCAGUGGUUGCUCCCAGCCAGACAUUAAUGCUGUGCCCCAUUCACUUGGUGCAGGUAAAAAAAUCAUGUGUAGCAUUCUGUAGUUGAUCAAGGGGACUGUCCCAAGCAGCUUGCCCAUUCAGAAAUCUGAAACAGUGGUGAGGACAAGUCUUGAAACUUGGCUAAGUGUAACAAAGAAAUAAAGCAGCCAGUCAUCCAGAAGAAUGGCUAGAAACUGCUGCAUACUAUCAGAAGGCUUAAGAGAACAGCAUGUGCAAAUUCACUUUUUAUGGGUCUUAAACUCUGAGGGGGGGAGGGCGGUGGAACUGUUAACAUCCCAUUCAGCAGCUGUUUUUGUUUUCCUUCUUGUAACUAUUGCUUAGGAAACAAGUGGCCUUAAAAAUUCUUUCUGCUGGGUGAGUGUGCAGAUGCUUUAAAAAUAACAGAUACUCUGCUCUUACAACUAGUUUACAAGGUGGGGCUGUGGAUGUUGCUAGCUGAUUGAAAUUCACAAGUCCUUAAAUUAAUGAUGUACAUUAGGACAAUGGAAGUGCUGUCAGACUAGGAGUUUCUAAUUCUUGUGAUCAAGACAAACAAUAAAUUAUUUUUUUAACAUU